Penicillium griseofulvum is the source of this 1002-nucleotide messenger RNA. Its product is annotated as Endoglucanase H/Glycosyl hydrolase family 26. The transcript has a single exon. Gene Ontology annotation, molecular function: mannan endo-1,4-beta-mannosidase activity. The coding region runs from base 1 to 1002 and encodes 333 amino acids. The record is from RefSeq and is a predicted model, not a curated record. Gene Ontology annotation, biological process: substituted mannan metabolic process. NCBI's taxonomy places the organism in Eukaryota, Fungi, Ascomycota, Eurotiomycetes, Eurotiales, Aspergillaceae.
AUGUUCGCCAGACUUUCACUCUUUUCUCUUCUUGCCUCGUCGCUGGCCGCCGGGCUAUCCUACGACAACGUUGACAAGGCCGCCACUCCCCGAGCCAAGGAACUCCUCAAAUAUGUCCAGUCUCAGUACGGCUCGCACUACAUUUCCGGCCAGCAGGAUCUGGCCAGUCUAGAAUGGGUAAAGCAGAAUAUCGGCGCUACCCCAGCCAUUCUGGGCACCGACCUCAUGUAUUACUCUCCCUCUGCCGUUGCCCACGGAGGCAAGAGUAAGACCGUCGAGGAGGCCAUCAGUUUCGAUAAGCAAGGUGGUAUCAAUGCCCUUGUCUGGCAUUGGUACGCUCCUAACUGCUUGCUCGAAACCGAGAAGCAGCCAUGGUACAGAGGCUUCUACACCGAGGCAACCUGUUUCGAUGUGGCCAACGCCGUUGAUCACCGCUCGAACAAAACCGACUACAGACUGUUGAUUCGGGAUAUCGAUGCUAUUGCGGUCCAGCUCAAGCGUUUGUCUGAUGCAAACGUCCCGGUUCUCUUCCGUCCGCUUCACGAGCCGGAGGGUGGAUGGUUCUGGUGGGGUGCUAAAGGCCCAGCUCCUUUCAAGAAGCUGUGGGCUAUCAUCUACGACCGCAUCACUCGCGUGCACAAUAUUCACAACAUUGUCUGGGUCUGCAACACCGCCGAUCCCAAAUGGUACCCUGGAAAUGACAAGUGCGAUAUUGCCACUGUUGACCACUAUGCCCAGGCUGGUGACCAUGGUGUCCUCGAGGAUAAAUUCCACGGGCUGCAAAAUGUCACAAAGGGCGAGAGAGUCCUUGCGCUGGCGGAAGUUGGAUCGAUCCCCGACCCGGAGCUUCAGGCUAAGAAGCACGUUCCCUGGGCCUACUGGAUGGCCUGGAACGACGAGUUCAUCAAGGAUGGAAAGCACAACUCCAAGAAAUUCCUGCAGGAUACCUUCAACAACAAGCGCGUCGUUGCCAUUAAUGGUACCAAAACGCUGAAGAACUGA